CGUCACAUUAUUCUUUUAUACAGCGACUCAAAAAAUGUGAAUCUUUUUUUUUUUCUUUUUUUGUGGCAAAAUUGAUAAUGAGUGAAAAAGCUUAUUUUACGAAUAUCGAACCUUUAAAGUCUCAUAGUGAUUUAAAUUAUCUUGAUUUAGAUCAACAUGAAAAAAUUUGGAAGUCUAUUAUUGACUCGCACUCUUUUAACCAAACAGUAAUAAAGUUAUAAAUGUAUUUUAAUCGAUGAACGAUGAACUAACAAGAUCUAUAUCUAUAUUGAUAAGCUUACUCUGUUUUUGCCUUCACUUAGUAAUAAUAUAGCAGCAGAACAUUUCAACAUUAGUUUUGGAAAUUAUUAUGAAAUAGAAGCUCCUUUACGAAUCAUUCUUGAUCCUGACUUUUUCAAAAGUAUAUUAAAUCAGAACAAUAUAAUUUAAUAAUGCAUAGUCUUGAUACAAACUUAAAUUCAGAUGAUGUUGUUGUUUUAACAUCUCAAGGUGAAUUAAUUUUCAGCUUGAUCAAAAAUACUUUUGAAACCUUUGGUAUAGAAGCCUUAACACGCACAAAGGCUGAUAUUAAACACGAUAAGCACAUUAUCAAGAUUGACUUGAAAAAAAAAUGUUUUCAAGUUGGAAGCAAAGAGUUUAAUAGAUUAAAAUGGUGUUUAGAAAAUACUCUGACAAGAAAUUUUAAUAUGGUAUUUUGUGCAACAGAUGCGUUGACAGGAACGACGGUCGAUAUUCAAUGGCCAACGAUGGUAUCAAAGAUUAGUAAAAAAGAAAUGAAGGCUGAAUUAGAAACGUUGAUGGAUAUAAAUAUACCUUCAUUUGAACCCAUUGCAUAUCCACUAAAUGAAAAAGCAGAUGAUUGGGAUAACUUGGCUAUGGAAGCCUUAGAAUGGCUCGGUUUAGCUCAUUUAAAAGCUAAUCGAAUUAAAAGGAAUGACAAAGUAGAUCCUUUUGUUUCUGUAUAUCAGCCACCAACACCUUCAAUUAAAAGUAAUAAUGGAACAUUAGUGAAGUUCAAAGGGUUAAUUCCAACAACAUGUAUUCAGAAUAUUAUGAUUAUUAUUAGAAAAAUGAUGAACUUAAACAUAACAUCUGAAUGGGUGUCUUUAAGCUGUUGGGGAUAUAAAGAUUCGCCAUUUACAUGGAAUAAUAUGGGCCAUUAUCAAUAUUUAAAUGGAGAAAAUGAUUAUACAUUUUUAUUAUUGCCAAACAAAAAAACAGCUUAUACAUAUCAACUAUACGGUUCACAUCAUGCUACAUUAUUGAAAUAAAUCAAAUGAAUAUGUUCCUCUUAUUAAAUACUUAAUUUAAACGUUUUCUCCAAAGUAUAAACUUCUU
Messenger RNA from Cokeromyces recurvatus, 1338 nucleotides. Its product is annotated as ribonuclease P. The record is from RefSeq and is a predicted model, not a curated record. Gene Ontology annotation, cellular component: multimeric ribonuclease P complex; ribonuclease MRP complex. The coding region runs from base 432 to 1271 and encodes 279 amino acids. NCBI's taxonomy places the organism in Eukaryota, Fungi, Mucoromycota, Mucoromycetes, Mucorales, Mucoraceae. The transcript has 5 exons. Gene Ontology annotation, biological process: tRNA 3'-end processing; tRNA 5'-leader removal; endonucleolytic cleavage in ITS1 to separate SSU-rRNA from 5.8S rRNA and LSU-rRNA from tricistronic rRNA transcript (SSU-rRNA, 5.8S rRNA, LSU-rRNA). Gene Ontology annotation, molecular function: ribonuclease MRP activity; ribonuclease P activity.